UUUAUAUUUUUAUCUAUAUAAGAAGUUGAUUUUUUCGCCAUACAUAAUACAAUAAGUAGAAUUGAUAGUCGUGUGUUAUGGAAACACCGGAGAAUUUAAUAAAAUGCUUUGACGAAAAAAUUCAAUGGGGCUGGGGACAUGGUCGAACAAUUGAAACUUGUAGAAAAAGUUGAAGGUGUUGACAAACUAAUAAGAAAAAUUCAACAAGAAGUAAAAUUUCUUAACAAAGUACGAGCUACAGGUAAAGUCAAAAAAGAGCAUUUACAAAGCACGAAUUUAAUUCAUUUGAAUGCUAUAGUAAAUAGACUCUUAUCUGCUAAUGAUCCUGUCAACGUUUUAAAACCAUUCAAGUAUCAAAACUCAAGAUUAGAAAUAGAUAUUGUUUGUGAUGGAGGUUUAAGUUGGGUCAAAGUUAUUGCUCGCAAUGCAAAAGCACUUACACUCAUCUCCAGAGGCAAUGCUGAAUAUGGUCAAAAGUCAGUUUUUGAUCAAGCAGAAUCUUAUUUAAAAUGUGCUAAAAAUCAUCCACACAUGUAUAGACCACCAGAUAUUGUAUUUUAUUUUGCCUGUGGUAUAGAAAAACCAUUAGCAGAGAAGUUGGAAAAUUCUUUAGGUAUCAUUAUUGAAGGAGAUAUUAUAAAUUCUGAUUAUGAUGAUAAUGAUAUAAUAAAUGAUGACUUAUUACGUUCAGAGUCAGAGACAGAAUCUGAAGAAUCUACAAGUAAUAAUGUCUAUGAUUUAUUAGACUUGAAUACCAAUGUUGAAACUACUGAUAUUACAAUACUCAAUUUAGAUGUUUCAACUUUACUUGCUUAUGUGACAAAUAUGACCAAUGGUUAUGCUAAUUUCAUUUACAUCGAACCCCUGCUCACUACACAGGCUGAGUGGGAAAGGACUCGGCCUAUAAAACCAGUAUUGGAUAAUUUGUUUCAAAAUAAAGAGCUGGUAGUAUGUCAAACUGCAUAUGACAAUUUCACAAAUAUCAUCAAUCUAAUUGGUGGACCUAUUGAAAAAAAAAGAACUGAAGAUUUAUUAAAUAGAGUGAAAAUUGUUGAAGACAUUCCACAUGGAAGAAUAAUGGAUUUGAAUCUAGGUGGUAAAGUUAAAGAACGAUCAAGACUUGUUUUUGCCAGUGGAGAAAAUUUAAAAAGUAUUACUGUAUCUGCCAAUGAAGGAUUUGUUCGUGCUGCAAGGAUGCAGGGAGUGGAGUGUAUGGUAUUUAUUCACGAACCACGAUCUUUAUCUGAAAUGAAAGAACGAAAUGCCGCAAAAAUCGAGUCUUCUUGACAUGACUUAUCUCACAAUAGUCUAGCGCUUUUUUGGACAUAAUGAUAUUAAUAUUUAUGUUUUUUAUACAAAUAUUUAAUAGAAUGCAAUCAUUACGUAAUAUUAUUGAUUAUAUAUUAUUUGAAAAUUAUUUAUUAAAUGUUGAAUA
Phymastichus coffea is the source of this 1435-nucleotide messenger RNA. RefSeq names its product UPF0415 protein C7orf25 homolog. Lineage: Eukaryota; Metazoa; Arthropoda; Insecta; Hymenoptera; Eulophidae. The record is from RefSeq and is a predicted model, not a curated record.